GAAGCAGCAUCUGCGUGGGGCACCCUCUCUGAAAAGAUGCAUUUUCUUCCCCUCCCCCUGCUGCUCCUUCUAUGCUACAGAGCUGAAGCCGGCCCUGGGGGCUCUCUGUUCCAGGGGAGAUCAUCGGGGGCACAGAGUGCAAGCCACACUCCCGCCCUUACAUGGCCUUCCUGAAAAUCACCACUCCCCGGAAUCGCCUGAUGUCCUGUGGUGGUUUCCUGAUAAGACGGAACUUCGUGCUGACAGCCGCUCACUGUGCAGGAAGUUCCAUAAUGGUCAUCCUCGGAGCCCAUAACAUACAAAAGAAAGAAGACACAUGGCAGAAGCUUAAGGUCAUAAAACAAUUCCCUCACCCAAAAUACGAUGACCUUACUAUUCGCCAUGACAUCAUGCUACUGAAGGUGAUAAUUUCUUUCUCCCCCGUCUCCACUUCCUGUUCUCUUAGUUUUCUCCCUCAGGUACCCAUUGCCCUGAGAUAUCCCCAGCCUGCCUCUGGACUCCAACCCCACCAAGUCACCCCCACUGGGUGUAGUUCUAAUGGGAAACAAUUUGCCCUGUCCUCCCGAUUUCCUCCAACUACCCCGUCACCCCUUUCUAGCACUGACAACCCCUCAUGCCCUUCACAGUUGAAGGAGAAAGCCAACCUGACCCUGGCCGUGGGGACGCUCCCCCUUACGCCCCAUUUCAACUCCAUCCUACCUGGGAGAAUGUGCCGGGUGGCUGGCUGGGGCAGAAGACAAGUGAACGGAACAGGCUCCGACACUCUGCAGGAGGUGAAGCAGAGGCUUAUGGAUCCCCAGGCCUGCAGACAGUACAGAGAUUUUGACCACAACCUCCAGCUCUGUGUUGGCAAUCCCAGGAAGACAAAAACUGCAUUUAAGGGAGAUUCAGGGGGCCCUCUUCUCUGUGCUGGGGUGGCCCAGGGCAUUGUCUCCUAUGGACAGUUGGAUGCAAAGCCCCCUGCUGUCUUCACCCGAAUCUCCUACUACCGGCCCUGGAUCAAUGAGGUCCUGAAGCAGAAUUAAGCCUGGAGGGAGCCAGAGCCAGCCCAAGGGGAAAUCUGGAACCAGACCUGAGCAGGCUCUCUGUACCACUUACUCCAGAGCUGCCUCUGGUCUCUGCUGAGACCCCACCACAUCCCUCAGACCCAAAAGGGCUCCUCCAGGUCACAGAGUCCUCAGUAAACCUCAAUAAAGAC
Molecule: messenger RNA, 1198 nt
Organism: Lontra canadensis (Northern American river otter)
Lineage: Eukaryota; Metazoa; Chordata; Mammalia; Carnivora; Mustelidae
Product: chymase-like
Exons: 4
Coding region: 162-1025 (287 amino acids)
Biological process (GO): proteolysis
Cellular component (GO): cytoplasm; intracellular membrane-bounded organelle
Molecular function (GO): serine-type endopeptidase activity
Source: RefSeq, a predicted model, not a curated record